This is a messenger RNA of Cygnus olor (mute swan), 4342 nucleotides long. RefSeq names its product vesicle amine transport 1 like (gene VAT1L). Bases 130 to 1386 code for a protein of 418 amino acids. Lineage: Eukaryota; Metazoa; Chordata; Aves; Anseriformes; Anatidae. The record is from RefSeq and is a predicted model, not a curated record. Gene Ontology annotation, molecular function: zinc ion binding; oxidoreductase activity. The transcript is spliced from 9 exons.
GGGCGCUGCGCAGCCGGGCGGUGCAUUGCGGAGGGCGGGCGGACCCGCGGCCAUUCCACACGGCGGCACCGCGCCCCGCGAAGCAGCGGCAGAGGCAGCAGAGGCAGCAGCCGGCGGCGCAGCCCCGCCAUGGCCAAGGAGGGAGCGCAGCGAGCGGAGGAGACGGAGCAGAUGAUCGAGAAGGAGGGCGGCAAGGAAGCCGCCGAGGGCAGCUCCGCCGGCAGCCUGCGGGCAGCGGACACCAAGGAGAUGAGAGCCGUGGUGCUGUCCGCCUUCGGGGGGCUCAACAAGCUCCGCGUGUCCAAGAAAGCCAUGCCGGAGCCGCAGGAAGGGGAGCUGAAGAUCCGCGUGAAAGCCUGUGGUUUGAAUUUUAUUGACUUGAUGGUACGACAGGGGAAUAUUGACAACCCUCCUAAGACACCACUUGUUCCUGGCUUUGAGUGCUCUGGAAUCGUAGAAGCUCUUGGAGAUAGCGUGAAAGGAUUUGAGAUUGGAGACAGAGUCAUGGCUUUUGUAAACUACAAUGCAUGGGCUGAAGUAGUAUGUACCCCGGCAGAAUUUGUCUACAAGAUCCCAGAUGACAUGAGUUUUUCUGAAGCUGCUGCAUUUCCCAUGAACUUUGUAACUGCCUACAUGAUGCUCUUUGAAGUUGCUAACCUAAGAGAAGGCAUGUCUGUGCUGGUUCACUCUGCAGGAGGUGGGGUGGGUCAAGCUGUUGCUCAGCUCUGCUCGACUAUUCCCAAUGUUACUGUUUUCGGAACAGCUUCAUCUUUCAAACAUGAAGCAAUCAAAGACUCAGUAACUCACCUGUUUGACAGAAAUGCAGACUAUGUGCAAGAAAUAAAAAGAAUCUCAACAGAAGGAGUAGAUAUUGUUUUGGACUGUCUGUGUGGAGAAAAUACUGGGAAAGGCCUCAGUCUUCUUAAACCACUUGGGACUUACAUUUUAUAUGGUUCAUCUAACAUGGUUACUGGGGAGACAAAAAGCUUCUUCAGUUUUGCAAAAUCAUGGUGGCAGGUUGAGAAGGUAAAUCCUAUCAAGCUGUACGAGGAGAACAAAGUCAUUGCUGGAUUUUCUCUGUUGAAUCUACUUUUCAAACAGAAUCGAGGUGGCCUGAUCAAGGGUGUAAUGGACAAACUCCUAAAUCUAUAUAACAAUAAGAAGAUCAAGCCUGUGGUUGAUUCAUUAUGGGCUUUGGAAGAGGUGAAGGAGGCUAUGCAGAGAAUCCAUGACCGAGGUAAUAUAGGAAAACUAAUUCUGGAUGUGGAGAAAGCACCCACUCCCCUGAUGGCCAAUGACAGCACAGAGACAAGUGAGGCUGGAGAAGAGGAAGAAGAUCACGAAGGGGACAAUGAGAAUAAAGAGCGCAUGCCAUUCAUCCAGUAGCAGCCAGAGGUGAUGGAAGCAGAAAGAUUGUUUAAGUAGAAGGGAACAAGACUGGGAAAUCUAUUCUGUGCAUCAGUGAACAAAUGCUGUAGUACAGUGUGUGUUGUAUUUGUCUGCAGUCAGCUGAGCUAUGAGCUGUUGAUCAUUGUUGUUUUGAACUCAAGUGCCAUUCUCAUCCAGUGCAGUAUUAUGACAUUCCUGUGUAAUACCCACUUUCCCUGUAGGAGUCCCAUGGAUUUUUGUUUCAGUUUAAAAGCUUCAUUAAUUUACUGUGUAAUUUUAGAUGGGCAUCUUUCUCAUGCAGAUUCCAACAUUUUGCAUAAAGUUAUUGGAGGGGGGCGGGUGGGUUUUUUUUUGCAAGUUAACAACCACAGUAACAACAAAAAUCCCCCACUUGCUGUCUGGAAAAUUCUUCUAAAUGGAGAGAGGAUUUUAAGUUUGUGGAUUUUCAGUGUUAAAAUAGUUUUCCUUUUAUGAACCACAGAUAAAAGUUGCAAAAAAAAAAAAGAUGAGGUUACUUUCCUUUAUCAUGCUUCCUCAUCUUAUAAGCAAUCCUAUCUUCAUUUUCAAAAAUACCUCAUUUAGAAUUGUGGAAUCUGAAAUCGUGCAAGAAAUCAUUAAUUGAGAGACUUUGAUUAGUAUUGUAUAAUCAUGUUAAUCGUCAGCAGCAGUAAACACUUAAUUCAAAGUGCCAGCUACCUUGCUUUUCUGUUGAUCUCCUGAGUUAUCGCCCCAUAUGUUCUAGGCAAAGAAAGGUCAGGGAGACGCUCUUUUUAGACCCUGAACAAUUAGCGUUGUUACUGACAGUUCAACAACAUCUUCUGCUUAGGACACAUUGACUCAUCUGUGUUUAAAAUCCAAAAUAUUUUUAAAUUACAUUUUUAAAUCCUAUCAGUGAGGAUCACUCUUCAGUAUGUGGAAAGAAAUUUAUUGGCAGAGUUUACUGCUCUGAAAUCAGUAUGUAUUGAUCAACUGUCAAGCUAGAGCUGAACUCUUACAGCAGUUAACCCUUUAAAAAAUUACUUGUACACCUUAAUCCCAUCAGAAAUUAUGCACAGGGUAACUUUAUCUAAGUGAAUAGUUCCAUUAAAAGCUCUGCUCCAUAUGUAGUUAUGUUUGUGAUUAUUUGAAGGAUCAAGUGUUCAACGACCAGCUAGUCUAUCUACCUCCCACUAGUGGAAACUAUGUCUAUACAUGACAAAAGUAAAUAUUUUUCCUUGUCUUUCACCUAUCCAAGCAGCAGCUACUCAGGUCCUCAAUGGUUUUGUUAAAAUAAUUAUUUUAAAAUGACUGCAACCACCUUCAGUAGAAAUGCUAAAAGAACACCAGAGACCUUGUAUAAUGCCAUGUGUCUUUGAAUUAAUAUAUUUUUAGCAAAACUAAGUAUUUCUCCAAGCAUGGCUAGUUGUUCACCUAAAUCUACAAGUAUCUAAUAGUGAUAGAAGUAUAAAGAUAAUUAGAAAAGAGAAGUUGGAGAGCUUCUCAGGCUUUUCUCAAUGUGAAAGGAAUUGUGAGUCUGGAUGACUUUUAUGUGUGGUUUUAGGGGACUCUCUCUGGUUCUGUUUUGUUUUUCGUUUGUUUAAUAUUUGCUGCCUGAGUAUUAAUGUCCAUCUCCUUACACUGUGCUCAUGAAGUUGCUGUUCUAAUACUAGAUAAUUGUGCAGAACGGUCAUUCUGAAUAAGUUUCCCUUGAGUUAAACAAAUUCAAAAAUAACAAGAAGAUAUAACUCUGGAGAAAAAUGUCAAAAAAGCUUUUGUUGAAAUAUUAGUUUAAAAAAAAAACCAACAAAACAACAAAAAACAGAUUUCUAUAGAUGUUGAUGCAGAACUUCAUUAUAGUUGAUUUUCUUUUCAUGUUGGACUUAUCUACACUUCCAGUGCCAUAUCAGACCCAAACAGGAACUCUAUACACAGAAAAUAUAUAUAUUCAAUGAGAGUUUUCCAUGUUUUGGGAUUGCCAACUGAGCUUUUAAGAAAGGCCAUUAAGUUUUCACAAUUCAUAAGCUGACAACAGUAGGAAACAUGCCCAAUUUUGUUUUGUAGUUAGUGUAAUGAUGUCCUGCAACAAACCUUAACAUAACUAGGAGCUUUGAUUUGACGCCAAAGUGAGCAAUAUUGCUGGUGACCUUUGAGCUGGCAGUAAAGUGGCAUUCUCAAGGCCUUAAAUUAGUAGGGCAAGCAGAAUAGCAAAUCCAUUCUUCUGUUAUAAACCACAGUAUGGUUGGCUCUACAGUUAAAUUUCCCUUCAAGAUAUAUAGAGAUGGGUGGUCAUGGCCACAGACAUCAUAGGGGCAACAAUCAAAUGAAAUCAUUUUGGCUAUUUCUUUCUGGUUUUGUUAGCAAGGCAAAAAUACUCUUCAUGCUAAUUCAUACCAAUUUUAGGGCCAUUUUCUGAUCAGCAGAAUAUCAGGUAAUUGCAGUGAGUACAAAGGAGUACUUCGAGAUCUACCUAAGCACUACACAGAUCAGUAUUACAAUCACUAAGCUAAACUCUAUUCUGUGUUUUCCUGGUGUUAAUAGGGUGUAUAUGAAGGUUACUACUGAAAUGAAUAGAAAGUUUUCAGGUACUUGUUCUGGAAGCUAGCAGAAUUUGGCCCACAAGCCCUAAAUACUAGAAUACCACAAACAGGUUUGAAGUGGUAGAGGGCAUGCUAUACAAAAUGAUGGUGAAUGAUUGUUACUGAACGAGUCUUAUUGCAAGAGAAAGUUCGUGUUUACUAUUAACACUGUUGUUUAAACAAUUCUAAGACAAUUGGAUAGUUUCUUCAAGUGAAACAAAGUAUUUCUCAAUUUGCCUUAAAGGAACUGUGAAAGCUUCUCUUUAACUUAAGCCUGAUUGAAGUGAACUGAAACACUGUUUAACUGUAUUUGUUGCUUUAGAGCUUUUGUUAUAUUGUGCCUACAAAGCAAAUUAUGUUUACAUAAAAAUAUAAAUAAAAUAUUGAGCAUAGCAUUA